Messenger RNA from Daucus carota subsp. sativus, 1325 nucleotides. RefSeq names its product ribonuclease 3-like protein 3. The transcript is spliced from 4 exons. Gene Ontology annotation, cellular component: cytoplasm; nucleus. The record is from RefSeq and is a predicted model, not a curated record. Gene Ontology annotation, molecular function: ribonuclease III activity; RNA binding. Gene Ontology annotation, biological process: rRNA processing; siRNA processing. The coding region runs from base 16 to 1023 and encodes 335 amino acids. Lineage: Eukaryota; Viridiplantae; Streptophyta; Magnoliopsida; Apiales; Apiaceae.
CAGAGGCAGACAGAGAUGAAAUAUUGCAUAGGAGAAAGAAAUUAUUUACCCCAAUAUAAUAAUAAAAUAAUAGGUGGCAGACUAUCUCAUCGCAGUGCAAAGGCGGCGAUGGCGUCGUCGCCGUCGUGGUUACAAUCGUUCGUCUCUCCCGGUCUAAUAGCCCUCUCUAAACGCCUCCGCAUUCACGGUUUACCAUUGGUUAAUGUAUUCAAUGACAUGAUUAGUAAAGAUGAUUUGAGAAGUCCGAUAGUGGUGGAGGACGAUGAUGCCAGUUGUAGUAUGGAGUCGUUACCGAGUCUUGAAGAAGUGGAAAAGAUUAUAGGGUAUAGUUUUAAGAACCAAAGCUUAUUGCAGCAAGCCUUUACACACCAGUCGUAUCAACAUAAGUGUGAAUCGUAUGAGCGGCUUGAGUUUGUUGGUGACUCUGUGCUUAACCUUUUGAUCACUCGACAGCAGUUUAACAUGUAUCCAAAUCUUCCUCCGGGGAUGUUGUCUCCACUUCGUUCUGCUAAUGUUGACACAGAGAAGCUAGCACGUGUGGCAAUUAAGUAUGAUUUACUUAAGUAUUUACGGCAUAAUAAUCGCAAACUCAGUCAACAAGCCAAAGGUUUUCAUAAGGCUCUUUCAAAGUAUCCUUUUCAUUCCUAUGGACUAAUUGAUCCUCCAAAGGUACUAGCUGAUAUUGUUGAAUCCACGAUAGGUGCCGUAUACAUCGACAGCAACUCUUCAAUGGAUAUCACAUGGGAGGUUGCCAAGGAUUUGCUCCAGCCCAUGAUUACUCCAGAAAUGAUACAGGAAAAUCCCAUAAAGAAGCUUCAGGAGAUCUGCCAGAAACAAAGACUAAAGGUACGGUUUAAAGAUCUAUGGUUAAAGAAAGGGACUUUUGAAGUCUACGUUGACGAUCAGCUAAGAGGAAAGGGCGAGUACAGAGCCAAGAAAGAGAUUGCUUUGAACAGAGCAGCAAAUGAUGCAUACAAUGACAUUGCAAGGAGUAUUUGCAUUGAAAAUGAGACUGGAAAGUAACAUUUCCGGGAACUUCUAAGAAUCAGCUAAAGUCAAGUAGGUUGAUGUAUCGAAAAAAUAUCUACCAGAGUUGGUAUAGGCAGAAAUUAAUAAUGAGACUUUGGUGAUGUCCCAAGAAUUAUAUUUGGGUGAGAUUUUUCUUUUUGGAGAAAUGUUGAAUUUGCCGAAAAUUGCAUAGCGAUCCUUCAAACAUAUGCAAUCAUAUUAUCCUUCAAAAGUUAUGUAGCAAAUAGCAAUACAUUCUUAAUAUGUAAGACAACAGCUUGUUAAUGGCUAAUCAGUUUAUGAACACAAGUUGUAUA